Recurvomyces mirabilis is the source of this 789-nucleotide messenger RNA. RefSeq lists its product as uncharacterized. The record is from RefSeq and is a predicted model, not a curated record. The coding region runs from base 1 to 789 and encodes 262 amino acids. Gene Ontology annotation, molecular function: alcohol dehydrogenase (NAD+) activity. Lineage: Eukaryota; Fungi; Ascomycota; Dothideomycetes; Mycosphaerellales; Teratosphaeriaceae. Gene Ontology annotation, cellular component: cytoplasm. The transcript is spliced from 2 exons.
AUGCAGCCAUGGGCGCUCGUAACGCCCGCAUCACGCGGCAUCGGUCUUGAAUUUGCAAGGCGCCUAUUGCAAACGACCAACAUUCCGAUUGUAGCAACAGCACGCAAAGAUGUGGAUCAGACGGCGGAGAACAUACUUUCCGGUCUCGACAAUGUCGUAGAAGAGAGGCUCAAGAUGUAUAAGCUGGACGUGUUGGACGAACAAUCCAUCCACGAUGCAGCCGACCAGGCCGCCAAUGACUUCCCGAAGAAGACCUCAUACCUGCAUCUUGCGCUCUGUCUGCCCGGAAUACUCCAUCCAGAGAAGUCACCAACCCAGAUAGACUACGACAACGCCCUCGUGACCUUCCGCACCAACACUCUCGGACCAAUGAUGUUGAUGAAACACUUCUCACCUUAUUUGCCACGCAAAGGCACCCCAUUAGACCCAUCAGAUGGUCUCCCGAAGCAAGCAGUCUGGGCAACAAUGUCCGCCCGUGUCGGCAGUAUUACAGACAACGGCCUAGGAGGGUGGUACAGCUAUCGUGCCUCCAAGGCUGGAGUAAACCAGUUGGCCAAGACCUUCGAUAACCACUUGCGGACAUCAGCGGGAGAGAAAGCAAUGAGCAUCGCUUUGCAUCCUGGGACGGUCAAGACAGGACUGAGUAAAGAGUUCUGGGGAGGCGUCAAGGAAGAGAAAUUGUUCACGCCUGAGUUCUCGGUGGAGAAGCUGAUGGAGGUCAUCUGUAGUCGUGGGCAAGAAGAUAGAGGAAAGUGUUGGGACUGGAAGGGUGAGGAGAUAUCGCCGUAG